This is a messenger RNA of Fonsecaea erecta, 2436 nucleotides long. RefSeq lists its product as hypothetical. Bases 1 to 2436 code for a protein of 811 amino acids. The transcript has a single exon. The record is from RefSeq and is a predicted model, not a curated record. Lineage: Eukaryota; Fungi; Ascomycota; Eurotiomycetes; Chaetothyriales; Herpotrichiellaceae.
AUGGUAUACGGCCCCCACGAAUCACCUUCAACCUAUACGAGGGAACGGGUAAGCUCAAUAUACCAGGACGGACUGAAAUGGAAGAACAGCAGCAACACUGUCGGCCGGCCCAGGCUCUUCGACGCUCAGGCCAUACACCACCAUGCGACGACCGAAUUGCAUUAUGUUUUCUCGACGGCUCAGCAACGGGAACGGCUGAAAGAGUUGGGCCUUUCUUACUUCCAUGCCCUUCAGGAACCCCGGAACCACGUGGCUCGGCUCGACCACAACAUAGCGUCCCUGAUUUCUUGCUGUUACGACGGAAUCCUCGACGAGGACGACGUGGUCUCGAAGGCUUGCGCACUACUAUCUCGCAUGCCUGCUGCUCCUCCCUUUCCACAAGCCUUGGCGGCAUUGUUUCGAGGCAGGACGUUCAACUGGCUCUACUUCGAAGGUAUCCACCACAGCCAUGUUUUGGGGAACGAAGACACCUGGAAUAGGCUGCUCGUGACCAGAUGGUGUGACACAAACACCAUGAAAAUCGCAUUGACCAUUGUCCAGAUAUAUGAGGCGAAGAAUAGCAUCACGGUGGAUCUUUUCGGACAGUACCUCAACACACUGGCCGAGAUUUCGGAGACGACGUUUUCGAUGCUCCGUCACUGUAACGACGCCUUGGAGCAACAGUCAUGGUUACUGGCUUCAAGCUUUCUCUGGACAUGCUGGUAUCGUGGGCUCAUGCUAUAUUUGCACAGUGCUUUACACUUUCACUUGCAUCUUGGCUACGACGUCGAGGCUUUGUACAGACUGAACAUGAGGCAGCCGUUGCCGCAAAUGGGUGUACAUUGGCCGCCUCUGAAACCGUCUGAAUACCUGUGCCCCUGGGCAUUCGAGUUGCUACGCUCAGAUAGAGCUUCCGUGAGCCAGGAUUUCCGCCGUUUCCAUCAGCGGUUUUCGGCACUUCACGGUCAAAAGCCAGCUCGGUGUCUUGGUGGACCGUGCCGUCCUUGCAGUGGACAGGGCCCGACACACUGUCAGCGCUUCACAGGUCUAAAAAUAGUGGACCAGUCUGCUCAUGAUGCAUCUUGUAACCGGAAAUGCCAGAGCUUGUUGUGGGACGAGACGAGCUAUCGCAGUGUCACUGGUGCGAGAGCAGUAUCUAUUACUGACUCGGGCUGCGGCUCUAUUCGUUACUGCCAGGCUACUUCCCGGACGAUUGCUGUGUCGCACGUGUGGGCUCACGGUGCGGGUGGCAGGCCGCACACGGGCUUCAACGACUGUCUACACCAGCGUCUCGUCCGCAUUGCUCAGGACAACAACUGCGACUCUUACUGGAUGGACACACCUUGUAUACCCGAGGACCAUCAACUCCGCGCCGAAGCAAUUGGAUAUAUCAACGAAGUGUUCAACACAAGCAGCAUCACCCUGGUGUGGGAUCGUGAUCUUAUGUCGAUCGACGUAUCUGGUCCGUCAAUUGAGACACAAGAAGCCAUCCUGUGCACUUUACUGGUCUGUGACUGGGCCCUGAGGUCUUGGACUCUCCUAGAGUCGAUGCGUGCACGACAUAACAUUCAUCUGCUGUGCAAAGAUAACAAGACGAUCGCGCUGAGAGACUGCCUUCUAAACGUUCAUCAUGCUGGUGCAAUCGACAUCGCGACGCUGUUGCUCACAAGCCAACAGCUCCUGCCGACGAUGAAGUACGACGGUGAAUCACCGGAUGAAGAGUUUCUCAUGCAAAUGGAAGGUUACAUUCCCGUGGAGGAAGCCCUGCAGCUGCUGGGUCGUCGACAUGCAUCCCGACCAGGAGACAGUGUCGUGAUCUUGAGCCUGCUCAUUGACGACAAGCCAGUUUACACUGCAGAGGCAUUCUGGAAGUCGAGGAUAGGCCGUUCCUUGAACACGGGUGUGUUAUUCUCAUCCCAACCAAGGCUCCGGUCCAAGGGAUUUCAAUGGGCACCUUCUCAACCAGAGCUGCCGUUGGCGGAUGUGUCGGACAUGUUUUCCGCACACUCUCAAGAACACUUGUUCGACGGCUUCCGGACGUUGCCUGCACAAAUUACCCCGGACGGCCUUGACGGCAGAUUUGCCACUUUCGAAAUUCCUGAAAUCGAGCAAGAGCCUCCUGGCGCGGAGAACGCACUCACCGCUUUGAUGAAGAGACUUCCUUGGCCGGGUCACCAGAGGCGCCUGACCAGCAGCCAGCCACGCAUUCUGCGCGACCACUUCGCACUGGGAAAGUAUCGACACUCGAUGCUGCUCCUUCCCGUGCAUUACAAUUCCUCCCGAAGUGCUGUGUUCCACGCGUACCGUGGCCGGGCGAACGGCGUGCUAUUCGGCGUGGUAGGCUCCAACGACGAGGACAGACGAACAUGGCAAUGGCUGGGAACUUUCGAGUGGCAAUCAAAUGAUCCUCCCCUUCCUAAGGUCCGGAAGGAACAAGAGAGGAUAUUAAUCGAGUGA